Molecule: messenger RNA, 2085 nt
Organism: Entamoeba dispar SAW760
Lineage: Eukaryota; Evosea; Mastigamoebida; Endamoebidae
Exons: 2
Coding region: 1-2085 (694 amino acids)
Biological process (GO): protein ubiquitination; ubiquitin-dependent protein catabolic process via the N-end rule pathway
Cellular component (GO): cytoplasm; ubiquitin ligase complex
Molecular function (GO): zinc ion binding; ubiquitin protein ligase activity
Source: RefSeq, a predicted model, not a curated record
AUGUCAUCCAUCAUUGAUCAUUUUCAUUCUAUUCAAAUUUCUGAAUUUAAAAAUCAAUUUCCUAAAUAUUUGAAAGAAUAUUUAAAUACAAAUAAUGAUAUUAAUUAUUUUAUUAAUCAAGUUUUUAAAAUUACAACAUUAAAUGAUAUUAUUAAUUAUUUCUCAAAAUUUACACCUAGAAGACAAUGUCUUCAACGACUUAAAAUAAGUUAUAGAUGUACAACAUGCUAUGGAAAGAAUGUAAUUAUUUGUAAUGAAUGUUUUAAUAGAAAUGAACAUAUUGGACAUAAAGUUCAAGAAUAUACAAAUGCAGUAGGAUAUUGUGAUUGUGGAAUAUUUAGAAAUGGAGGAUUUAAUUGUUGUAAAAAACAUUUACCACUAAUAAAUAAUAAAGAAAAAAUAUUAGAAAAAACAAUUGGAGAAAAUUUAGAACAUGGUAAAGAAAUAGUAAGAAUAAUUAUUAAAACAAUACAAGAAUAUUUAUUAAUUAAACAUACAAUAGAAGAAUGGAAUAAAUUUAGUUUAUUUAUGGAUGAAAUAAGUAAAAUAUUUCAAGCAGAAAUAAUAUAUCAAAUAUUUGGAGAGAUUUCAUCAGAAAUAAUAAUUAAACCAUUCUCUUUUAUUCAAGCAUUAUUUAUUUUAAUAAAUUCAGAUAUUUCAUUACCAAAUAAUUUUAUUCAAAUAAUUGCACCAUCAUGGUUUAUUCCUAUGGCAAUGCAUCCAGCAGCAUAUAAACAUUAUAAAGAUUUUAUAUUAGAAAAAUAUCAAAAUCGAGCAGAAUUUUAUGGAACAACAUUAUAUUCAAUUCAAGAAGAAAUAAAAAUACUUGGAAAACCAAAAAAUCAUAAAGAAUAUAAAAAAUUAAUACUUGUUAUAAAUGAAUGUAGUUCAUUAUAUAUUCAAGAAGAUAUUUUAAAGAUAAAACAAAAAAAUGAAGAAUUUAAAAAAGCAAUUUUAAUAUUUUCAAAUUUAAUAAAUGAUAUGAUAAAUAAUAAAAAGAUGUUAAUAAUAGAAGAUCAAUAUAUUAUUAAAUCAAUUAUUAAAAAUAUUAUUUAUUUUUAUAUAAAUGGAAAAGAAAUAGAAUAUUAUAAAAAUAUACUUGAACAAAAAUUAUUAGUUAUAAAAAUUAUUCCAUUAAUGGAAAUUUGUGAUGAUGAAUUUAUUAAAAUGAUAAUUGAUAUUAUUUUAUAUUCAAAUAAACAAAAAAUAGAAAAUCUUUUAGAUUUAAUUAUUGAAUUUUGUUUUAAUAAAAAGAAAAUAAAUGCAGGAGUUUAUUUAAUGAUAAAAAAAUGUGGAGAAAAUUUAAGUCUUCCAAGUGUUAAAUUUGAAAAAAUUGAAUUAAAAGAAAAAAUUAAAUAUUGUAAAAGUGAAAUUGAUUUUAUGAAUAUUAAUCAAUGUAAUAUUUUACCAUUUUAUUCAAAUCAAAUAGGAAAAGAAUUUAAUGUAAUUAAAUUAUUUUCAAAAAUGAAAGAAUAUAAAGGAUCAUUAAUAAAAUUUAUUAAAAAUGAAUAUCCAAAUAUUAAAAAUGAAUCAAUAUUAAUUAUUAUUGUAUGGUUUUUUCAUUAUGAAGAAAAAGAAGUUUUAUAUUAUAUUUCUCAAAAUAAAAUGUAUGAAAAAUAUAUAAAAGAAGAAGAAGAAGAUAUAACACAAAAUAUUAAAUUAAAUGAAAUAAUACAAGAACAAAUAAUUAAUAAUAAUAAAAUAAUAUGUAAUCCAUUUGUUCCAUUUGCUCAAGGUAUAAUACAAAAUGUUUAUUUAUUACUUUGUUUAUUAACAAAUAAAAUUAUUGGAAUAUGGAAAACAAAUAAUAAAAUUGAAAUAAUAUUAAAAUCAAAAGAAUUAACACAAUUACUUAUUCAAUCUAUUAAUGAACAACCAUUAUUUGUUAUUCAUGUAUUAUGGUUAAGAAUUCUUUAUAAAAUUUCACUUCCUGAUGAUAAUAAUUGUUUUAUUCUUUUUAUUCAACUUCAAAAUUUUAUAAAACAAUAUCCAUUUAUUCUAAAUUCAAUCUACAAAUUAUCUAUAGAAUAUGAUUCAGUUACUCCUGGAACACAAAAAGUCUUUUUAGAAACAUAUUUAGAAUAA